AUGAAGGUCGUCUAUACCCUCUUGGCUGCAGCUCUUGUUGGCUCCGUUACUGCUUCGCCUGUAGCAGGUGGUAACACAUACCAAGAUGUUAAAGGUCAUGAUGAUCAUGAUGACAAGGAUCAUUAUGAUUGCAAAUGGAACGCCAACUCAAACAACAACCAGAAUGUUAAUCUCAACAGUAAUGUCAAUGCCAACACCAAUGCCAAUGUGGAUUCCAACGUGGCAACGUUUACACCUUCUCCUGUAACCCCUCUAACUCUAAGUGAAAGUGCAACCUCUUCAGUCUUUACAUCUACAUCCACAGCCUCCGCAACUCCAACUGCUGCCACCAACGAGGGAAAUAACGCCAAUGUCAAUCAGAAUACUAACACAAACACAAACACAAACACAAAUAUCAACGUGAAUACCAACAACAACGUCAACACCAACAUCAAUAACAUCAAUAAUGCAGCACCCGCGACAGGUGGUGGAGGCACCGGCGGUGAUACCGGGGUCGGUGGAGGAGAUGCCAACCCCUUUGAUUAUAGAUGCCACGGAGAAUGGUGUCCCAACUUUUUCCCGGGUUGCGAAAUCUGGGACUGGAAAAACUGCAAGUGUGGUGGCCGCUUCUGCAUCAAUUUUGAGACCAAUUGCCGCGUUUGGGAUUGGGACAACUGCAGAUGCCGUGAACGAAGAUAG
This is a messenger RNA of Aspergillus homomorphus CBS 101889, 678 nucleotides long. RefSeq lists its product as uncharacterized. Lineage: Eukaryota; Fungi; Ascomycota; Eurotiomycetes; Eurotiales; Aspergillaceae. The transcript has 3 exons. The coding region runs from base 1 to 678 and encodes 225 amino acids. The record is from RefSeq and is a predicted model, not a curated record.